Molecule: messenger RNA, 744 nt
Organism: Colletotrichum spaethianum
Lineage: Eukaryota; Fungi; Ascomycota; Sordariomycetes; Glomerellales; Glomerellaceae
Product: tyrosinase
Exons: 2
Coding region: 1-744 (247 amino acids)
Source: RefSeq, a predicted model, not a curated record
AUGUUACACCAUACCAACGUCGACCGCCUCAUCGCCAUGUGGCAAGCUAUACACUACAACAACAAGAUGCAAACUCAGACUAUACCGUCCGGCGCUCUCUUUGCCACGGCAGCCAACACUCCAAUAACCGCAGACAGUCCUCUAAAACCCUUUUACCGAGACACGUCUGGCAACUUCCACACAGGCAGAACAGCCUCAGAUAUCAAGAACUUUGGCUAUUCGUAUCCUGAGAUCAUCGACUGGAAUCAAAGUCCUGACGUCCUAGCUCGUCAGGUGACAGUGUCUGUCAACCGGCUGUACGGCCCGGCUGGCAACAGUAGGAAGCUAAAAGCUCGGCGCAAGCAUCGUCGUUCCGGCUGCUCCGCCCCGGGAGGUCAAGCAGGCUCCUAUACGCCGCCGGCCACGUCCCAGGCCGAUUUCCCGUACAAGAAGUACACAGCCUUGGUUGAUCUGGAGCGCAGCGAGCUGCCGUUGCCUUGCAGUGUAUACGUCUACUUGGACGGCGAGUUCGCCGGAAAGAUAAGCGUUAUGAGCAUGCCGGCAUCAGGAAUGAUGCAUAGUACUGUACCGCUCAACACAGCUUUGGAACGACUGGGCAAAAGUCUGGAUAUUGCAGAACCCCACAGCAACAACAGCAGUUAUGCAACCAACAGUACAACAGUCCAGCAGCCGGUGAUUUCUUCUGACGAUGAAGAGAUAACACAGAAGCGGCUGUCUGUAGAGAUCAACAGCGUUCAACUCUAA